AUGUCGACUCCAGAACAUACCCAAACUGCCAUGAUUUCGGAUACCACCGAACAGGCUACCGUGAAGCUACCCAAGGGCCGGGAGCCUGUGGAGGGACAGUUCUUACCCAAGGAAAAGGUUAUCGACCAUGAAAUCUCCGUUUCUAAAGCAAUCUUACCGAAUUCCCCCCUUUCCCCUUUUUCUGACAUCGAAACCGUGGAUCUCAGCUGUUUUGAACCUCCACACUCUACUCCUGUGACAUACAAAGAGACUGCUCACAAGACGGUCACGUCUGAUACUGAUGCCAUUAUGAGCUUGGAUUCAGAAAAGAAAACGAGCACUCCGACAGCCACCUCGCCCACAAAUACAUUGAGGGAUACCAUUGGUGAUAUCACAGUGCAAGAAGCUCCAACUGCUACAACACCACAAGCUCAUGCCACCUCCGAAAGUCCAAUUGCAGAGAGUGUGAGCCGCAUUGAUAACGCCGUCAGCGGUGACCCAUUCGUGGGGAGAUCGCAGGCUACCAAAUCAACCAAAGUCAAGGCCUCUCCUUUCAAAGGAGAUCCAACUAUCAACAUCGAUAGCCUGCCGAAGCCUGAGGAGGAACUGAAUGAUGCUCAGAUUUCCAUUCUGUGCACUCAAUCAAAAGAGAUUCGCAAGAAGUAUGGCAAGUAUUUCUGCAGCACUGGCAUCAUACGCUCUGCCUACUAUGGAAUCAUCUUUGCGAGAAAAGAAGAUGGCACUCUACAGCACUCAGAAGAUGUCCUUAAUUCCAACGUACCAAGGUGGGAAUCGCGUCUUCUUUACCACGAAGAUCCCCGCACGUGGACUAGCAAAGGAGAACCGCGCCAAAGGUCCCAUGGCUCCCCAGCAAAACGGAAAGUCAUGGUGGAAACCUUGGAUCAGGGGGAAAGCAAAAAGGUCCGUUUUACACAGAAUCUUGCGGAUAACCCGGAACCCUCGGCGGCAGCGGCAACAGGAAGCCGACCCUGUCCAGUGCAUCUGGCAGAAUCUCCAGCUGGCCAACAGAGCAACAACAGGAUUGCCCCAGGAGAUCCAAAUUAUCUCCUUAGGUUUGUCUCAUGGCUAGGCUAUGAGAUUUUCAAACUGAAUCACUAUAUUAUGGACACCGCAACCAUGACAAAAGAUAUAGAUUACCAAAAUGGCCUCAUUGAGGUGUUGAUCAGGUCACAAAAGUUGCGGUCAGCUUGCAUCAGCCUCCAGGGCCAUUUGAGGAAAAAUCAACAGGUGGAAGAAUGA
This is a messenger RNA of Penicillium macrosclerotiorum, 1239 nucleotides long. RefSeq lists its product as uncharacterized. The record is from RefSeq and is a predicted model, not a curated record. The coding region runs from base 1 to 1239 and encodes 412 amino acids. Lineage: Eukaryota; Fungi; Ascomycota; Eurotiomycetes; Eurotiales; Aspergillaceae. The transcript has a single exon.